CACGCUCCAGGCGGUGAUAGCAGACUGACGGAGAGCUUGAAAUAGCCCGGGUGGGCGCGGACGGAGCGGGACCCUUGCCGCUGGCUGCAGAGAUCCAGGUCUCCGGGAGCGGACGGGGAAUCGAGGUCGCUGGGAGAGUAGGAAUAAUGCUGCCAACAUGUCCGUGCACUCUAUGCUUUGUGAGCGAAUUGCUGUCGCCAAGGAGUUAAUCAAGAGAGCUGAAGCCCUUUCCAGAUCCAGAAAAGGGGGAGUCGAAGGGGGGGCCAAGCUAUGCAGCAAGCUGAAGGCCGAGCUGAAGUUCCUGCACAGGGUGGAGGCGGGGAAGGUGGCCAUCAAGGAGUCCCACCUCCAGAGCACCAACCUCACCCACCUGCGCGCCAUCGUCGAGUCCGCCGAGAACCUGGAAGAGGUGGUUAGCGUCCUCCACGUCUUUGGCUACGUGGACAGCCUGGGAGAAAAGCAGACGCUGGUGGUGGACGUCGUGGCCAACGGGGGCCACACGUGGGUCAAGGCCAUCGGCCGGAAAGCCGAGGCCCUGCACAACAUCUGGCUGGGCCGGGGCCAGUACGGGGACAAGAGCAUCAUCGAGCAGGCGGAGGACUUCCUGCAGGCGAGCUCCCAGCAGCCCGUGCAGUACAGCAACCCCCACAUCGUCUUUGCCUUCUACAACAGCGUCUCCAGCCCCAUGGCGGAAAAGCUGAAGGAAAUGGGCAUCUCGGUGCGCGGGGACAUCGUGGCCGUGAACGCCCCCCUGGAGCGGCCCGAGCGGCUCCCGGAGCUCAGCGACAGCGAGUCCGACGAGGAGGUCCCGGGACUCCUGCAGGUGACCCGCGUCGACAGGGAGAACAUUGUGGCCAGCGUGGCUUUCCCCACAGAAGUCAAGGUCGACGUGUGCAGCCGGGUGAACUUGGACAUCACCACGCUGAUCACCUAUGUCUCCGCCCUGAGUUACGGCGGCUGCCACUUCGUCUUCCGGGAGAAGGUGCUGACCGAGCAGGCCGUCCAGGAGCGGAAGGAGCGCGUCCUGCCCCAGCUGGAGGCCUUUAUGGCCAACAAGGAGCUGUUCGCCUGCGAGUCGGCCGUCAAGGACUUCCAGUCUAUCCUGGACACUUUGGGAGGGCCCGGCGAGAGGGAGCGGGCUGCCCGGCUCAUCCAGCGGAUCAGCGUGGUGCCGGACCAGCCCUCCGAGCGUGCCUUAAGACUGGUGGCGAGCUCCAAAAUCAACAGCCGCUCGCUCACCAUUUUUGGAACGGGAGACACUUUAAAAGCCAUCACGAUGACGGCCAACAGCGGCUUUGUGCGGGCCGCCACCAACCAGGGCGUGAAGUUCAGCGUGUUCAUCCACCAGCCCCGGGCCCUCACCGAGAGCAAAGAAGCCCUUGCCACCCCCUUACCAAAGAGCUGCCCUGGCAGCAGUGAACUCUGACGGGCGUCCUCGAGAGGGCCGGGCCUCUCGCCCCCAGUGGGCGCAGGCUGCAGGCCGGUCCUGGCGGGCACUUGUGCCGGGCGCCACGCGGCCUUCAGACGCCCAGAGCAGGAGAGACGGGGCGGCGACGGCCGAGGCAUCGGGCUCCGGGCCUCCUGAGGCCGUGCGUUCCCCGGCGAGGGGCUGCGUUCUCGUGGAGAGAAUAGUCUUUCAGGGCAGUCUGUCUCCAUAACAUCCUGCAUUAAACGCCCAGUUAAAGACUCCCGCA
Antechinus flavipes (yellow-footed antechinus) is the source of this 1694-nucleotide messenger RNA. RefSeq names its product chromosome 1 C7orf25 homolog (gene C1H7orf25). Lineage: Eukaryota; Metazoa; Chordata; Mammalia; Dasyuromorphia; Dasyuridae. The record is from RefSeq and is a predicted model, not a curated record. The transcript has 2 exons. Bases 158 to 1426 code for a protein of 422 amino acids.